Messenger RNA from Mercurialis annua (annual mercury), 3767 nucleotides. Its product is annotated as leucine--tRNA ligase, cytoplasmic. The transcript is spliced from 3 exons. NCBI's taxonomy places the organism in Eukaryota, Viridiplantae, Streptophyta, Magnoliopsida, Malpighiales, Euphorbiaceae. Gene Ontology annotation, biological process: leucyl-tRNA aminoacylation. Bases 173 to 3418 code for a protein of 1081 amino acids. Gene Ontology annotation, molecular function: aminoacyl-tRNA deacylase activity; leucine-tRNA ligase activity; ATP binding. The record is from RefSeq and is a predicted model, not a curated record.
CAUUAGAAAUAAAAAUAAAUCAUUUUUAUCUAUCAGUAAAUUAAAAAGUCUAGGGUUCUUCAUACUGAAGCCGCAACGCAAUUAUUCGCUACUCGCAGUGGCUCUUAAAUCCUCAAAUCUUAAUGCCCUUCGAAGAUUGAUACUGAACCAGAGUUCGCAUCAUUUUUGUGAAAUGGCAACUGAGGGUACAAAAAGUUUUGCAAGGAGGGAUCGUCUCUUGGAGAUUGAGCAAAAAGCUCGAGCCUGGUGGGAGGAGAAAGAUGUUUUUAGGUCUGAAUCUGCUGAUAGGCCUCCUAAACCGAAUGAGAAAUUUUUUGGAAACUUUCCCUUUCCUUAUAUGAAUGGGUUUUUGCAUCUCGGACAUGCAUUCUCAUUAUCCAAGCUUGAGUUUGCUGCUGCCUUUCAUAGAUUAAGAGGUGCUAAUGUUCUCUUGCCAUUUGCUUUCCACUGCACUGGCAUGCCCAUCAAGGCUUCAGCCGAUAAGCUUCGAAGGGAGAUUGAGCAGUUUGGUGAUCCACCUGUAUUUGCCCAUGAAGUGGAUGAUCAAGUAGAAGUAGAAACAGACACUGGAAAUAUUCCAUUAGAUAAGUUCAAGGGCAAAAAGUCCAAGGCGGCAUCAAAAUCGGGAGGGCAAAUGUACCAGUGGGAAAUCAUGCGCAGUUUUGGGCUUUCGGAUGCUGAAAUAUCAAAGUUCCAGGAUCCUUAUGAAUGGUUGAGAUUUUUUCCCCCAUUAGCCAUGGAAGAUCUCAAGGCUUUUGGUUUAGGUUGUGACUGGAGGCGUUCAUUUGUGACGACAGAUAUAAACCCGUACUUUGAUUCUUUUGUGCAAUGGCAAAUGAGGAAAUUAAAAGCCAUGGGGAAGAUUGUAAAAGAUGUGCGCUACACAAUAUUCUCUCCCUUAGAUGGCCAGCCAUGUGCAGAUCAUGACAGGGCAAGCGGUGAAGGAGUGCAGCCCCAAGAAUACACUAUCAUCAAAAUGGAACUUCUACCACCUUUCCCUCCUAAAUUGGGCCCUUUAGAAGGGAAAAAUGUGUUUCUAGCUGCUGCUACACUGAGACCUGAAACAAUGUAUGGGCAAACAAAUGCAUGGGUACUGCCGGAUGGUGAAUAUGGAGCUUUUGAGAUUAAUGAAACAGAUGUGUUCAUUCUUACAGAGAGAGCAGCCCUAAACCUGGCCUAUCAGAACUUCUCAAGGUACCCUCAGAAACCUAGUUGCUUGGUUGAGCUAACUGGUUAUGAUCUCAUUGGUUUACGCUUGAAGUCUCCACUUUCUUUCAACGAGGUCAUAUAUGCUCUUCCCAUGUUAACUAUUCUGACAGACAAGGGCACUGGGAUUGUGACUAGUGUACCUAGUGAUGCUCCUGAUGAUUAUAUGGCAUUGCAUGAUUUGAAAGCAAAACCUGCUCUGAGAGCUAAGUAUAAUGUGAAAGAUGAAUGGGUAUUGCCAUUUGAGAUCGUGCCAAUCAUCAAUAUUCCGGAAUUUGGAGAUAAGGCUGCUGAAAAAGUUUGCUUGGAUCUCAAAAUUAAGAGCCAAAAUGAAAAAGAUAAACUUGCAGAAGCCAAAAGGUUGACCUAUUUGAGAGGAUUCACAGAUGGAGUAAUGCUGGUUGGAGAAUUAACAGGCAGAAAAGUCCAGGAAGCAAAGCCAUUAAUUAAGGCUAAGCUCAUUGAGUCAGGAGAGGCAAUUAUGUACAGCGAGCCUGAAAAGCGAGUUGUGUCAAGGUCUGGGGAUGAUUGUGUUGUUGCUCUUACUGAUCAAUGGUACAUUACUUAUGGAGAGGAAGAAUGGAGAAAACUAGCUGAGGAUUGCUUAUCCAACAUGAAUCUCUAUUCUGAUGAGAAUCGACAUGGCUUUGAGCAUACAUUAAGCUGGCUGAAUCAGUGGGCUUGUUCACGAUCUUUUGGGCUCGGAACUCGCAUUCCCUGGGAUAAAGAGUUUCUUGUUGAAUCCUUGUCUGACUCCACCAUUUACAUGGCUUAUUACACUGUUGCUCACCUUCUUCAUAACGAUGACAUGUAUGGCUCAAGCAAGACCCAUCCUGUUCAGCCUGCAGAAAUGACAGAUGAAGUCUGGGAUUUUAUCAUCUGUAAGGGUCCAUACCCCAAGUCAUCUAAUAUACCUUCAAGUUUACUUGAGAAAAUGAAGCAGGAGUUCGAAUAUUGGUACCCAUUUGAUCUUCGGGUUUCUGGUAAGGACCUUAUCCAGAACCACUUGACUUUCUGUAUUUACAACCAUACAGCCAUCAUGGCUAAGCACCACUGGCCUCGUGGGUUCAGGUGCAAUGGGCACAUUAUGCUUAAUUCUGAAAAGAUGAGCAAGUCUACUGGAAAUUUCAGGACACUGCGCCAAGCAAUUGAGGAAUUUUCUGCUGAUGCAACACGAUUCUCUCUUGCUGAUGCUGGGGAUGGUGUUGAUGAUGCAAACUUUGUGUUUGGAACUGCAAACUCUGCAAUCCUUCGUCUCACUAAAGAACUUUCCUUCAUGGAAGAGGACUUGGCUGCAGAAUCAUGUCUGAGAAUGGGUCCCCCAUCUACUUAUGCUGAUCGAGUGUUUGAAAACGAGUUAAAUUUGGCUGUCAAAAUGACAGAGAAAAAUUAUCAGGACUACAUGUUUAGAGAAGCUCUAAAAACUGGGUUUCAUGAUUUGCAAGCUGCAAGGUAUGAAUACCGAUUUUCGUGUGGCUUAGGGGGCAUGAACCGCGAUUUAGUGUGGCGUUACAUGGAUGUGCAGACUCGCCUUAUUGCUCCAAUCUGUCCACACUAUGCAGAAUAUGUAUGGAGGGAAAUUCUGAGAAAGGAUGGAUUUGUAGUGAAUGCAGGUUGGCCUGUUGCUGGUGAACCCGACCUAACUCUGAAGGCUGCAAAUAAAUAUUUGCACGACUUAAUUGAUAAUAUGAGGAAGACGCUUCAUAAACAGCUCUUAGGCUCCAAAAAACCCAAUAAGGGAGCUCCAGUUACAACAUUAACUGCAGGCAAGAUAGUACUUUUCGUAUUUGUGAAUGAGGAAUAUGAUGGGUGGAGAGCGGAAUGCUUGAGGAUACUUCAAAGCAAAUUUGACAGUAAAAAUCGUACUUUUGCCCCAGAUGCAGAGAUAAUGGAAGCACUGAAGAACAGUUCAGUUGGUCAGGCCACAGAUUUUAGGCAAACCCAAAAACUUUGCAUGCCUUUUUUGAGAUUAAAGAAGAAUGAGACCAUUGCGAUUGGGGCUCAGGCCUUGGAUCUGAAAUUACCUUUUGGAGAAAUUGAGGUCCUUAAGGAGAAUAUUGAUUUGAUAAAGAGAAAACUUGAGGUUGAAGAGGUAGAAAUUUUGUGUGCAACCAAUGCUGAUGAUGUUUCUAAGGCUGGUCCUCAGGUCUCAGUGCUGAACCAAAGUUUCCCUUCUCCUGGAAAACCAACGCCCAUCUACUUGACCAUGUGAAGAGGCAGGAGACGGCAUGGGUUGCUUUGGAUAGAGAGUAUGUGGAGACAAAACAAAGGCUCAUUUUGAAGAAUUGGCUGCCGGAAUGUCAUCAGCUUGACAUCGGUAUGUUCUAUUAGUAAUGGCAGCAUUUUGAUUUAGAGCGGAUCUUGGAGCGCCCAUAAGUUUAAGUUAUUGAAAUUUUCUUAAUGUGAUGAUUUAGGCUGUUCUGUUGAUGAACUGACUAAGAUAUUUUGAGAAUUUGACAAUUGAUAUGAAUUAAUUGCAUACCUGCUAUGCUAUAGACUAAAACCUUGCCCUCUUAAUUUGUGAUUUUUCUUAUAGCCUAAAUUUUGUGAGAUUCUCUCAA